CAUAAAUCAAUCUGUUUUUUGAUGAGCUGAGUGCUGUCAUCACGACCUUCCCGCCCCGCCCCAGUAUAUUAAUGGUCACCCGGUCUGCCCGCCGUCAGUCUGCCUGAGAACGACGCCAUGCAGUCACUCCUGGUCAGCUCCUUCCUAGUGCUCGGCGUGCACAUGGCCGCAAGCUUUGAGAGGGCUCGCCUGUAUUCGGAACCUAAUGGGAAAGGAAUGCAGCUAACCACACAUGGAAGUCUCGGCGAUCUGACCAUGUACAACUUCAACAACAAGAUGGACAGCGUCUAUCAAAGUGGCUUAUGGAUUUACUACGAACAUCCUGCCUACAAUGCCAUGCCCGGAUACGCUGUUGUCAUGUACGGUGAUCGAGUGUCUGCAAAUCUCCCUGAGGGUUAUAGCAAUAUUGUGUCCUCCGUGCGCCUGGUGAAGAGCUCCCACGACGGAUACAAAGACCUCAUCACGUUAUACAGCGGCACCGGGUUUGCGGGCCAGGAAUUAAUCACGGGGGUCAGCCGGGGCUCUCUUGAUUACAUGGCGGACCAGGUCUCCUCGCUGAUUGUCAUUGGAAGCAGUCCAUGGACCAUAUACAGUGACUACAACUACAGUGGACAACAGGCGUGUGUGUAUCCUAGCACUGACUAUUAUGUGAAUGAUGAUGGUGAAGUAGUCUAUUUCGGCCUCUAUGUUAACAUGACUUCGGUGGGCUUUUUAGACAACAGCAUCCAGUCAGUGCUGAAGGGAUGCUCCUUCUGGAGUAGGAAUGAAAAACAGUGAAGAUGGACGAGAACACGAAGCCUACUAGUAAGACAUCGCGCCGCCACCAGCUGAGGACUUCAGAACGGAUGCUCCCACGGCGUACUUUGGCUUGAGCAACAGAGCCAAAUUUACAUAUUGCACAUCACGUUGUAAAAAAAAUGUUUUACCCAAAGCUAACUAGUCUGCUCAUGUGUGAUGGUCAGCCAUGCGAUAAUAAAGGGAUAUAUACAAAUA
Molecule: messenger RNA, 993 nt
Organism: Scylla paramamosain (green mud crab)
Lineage: Eukaryota; Metazoa; Arthropoda; Malacostraca; Decapoda; Portunidae
Product: gamma-crystallin N-like
Exons: 6
Coding region: 118-777 (219 amino acids)
Source: RefSeq, a predicted model, not a curated record